Serendipita indica DSM 11827 is the source of this 2268-nucleotide messenger RNA. The record is from the annotation of a GenBank genome assembly. NCBI's taxonomy places the organism in Eukaryota, Fungi, Basidiomycota, Agaricomycetes, Sebacinales, Serendipitaceae.
AUGGUUGUCGCAGAAAUUCUUCUGGUUCUUGCGGGACAUUCCUCGUCCCUGUUUACCUCGACAGGAGAAAUCGCGCCAGCCUGGAUUGACUUGCUACAUCCUGGAGAAAUCGCGUCGCUUCAAAGUCUUUCGCAGAUUGCACGGCGGUAUAACCAUAUAAAACAUGCGAGACGUACACUUUGUCCAAACAACUCGGGCCAAGUUUCCAAAUUUCUCUCCGCCCUCUUAUCGACACUCAACGACAUUCUCAAGCACGAUUAUGAGGACUUGGUUGUUCAAACGGAAGCAAAGGUCGUCAAACGGGAUGACGCCUUUGUUGCCAGUGGAUCAUACGUGCCCCUCGCGAGCAUUCGUGCAACCUUUGCCGAAUUUGACGCCCCAUUCGCUGCGAUACAAGCGCUUUUGGAUCGCUUAUCAAAGUCAGCAGACGGGACACCGCCCUUACGCGGCGAGCCGCCAAAUUGGCCUGCGGGCAAGCUGAUCGACAUUCUUCUCGAUCGCGCAGACGAGUUUGGCGAAUUCGAACUCACGGCAUUCCUUGUUCACGGCACUCUCUCACCAACGGACCCAUUAGCAGACGAGAAGCAGUCGUAUGCUCUCUACCCUGAUGCCAUACCUAGCUGUGUCUCUUUUCAGACUCGCGAAUCUAUCACCUAUGUUGGCAAGGCCCUCGUCACUGUAAGAAUCGCAGCCACCACCCACUCUGCAAAGCACGAGCAACAGCUACCCCGACAGCUAAUGACUGCACACACAAAGUUGCUGGAAGGCGCUUUGCCUCAGGAUCGAUAUGCUUUCGAUAGCGCCAUUGCGACCAUACGGACCAAUGUGAGCGAGUGGCUCUGGUCCAACGUGCUUACCCGGCCAAUGGUAAACGAGGCACUGGACUCGCUUGCCCAUUACUUUCUUCUUCGUAAUGGUGAAUUUGGACUCUCGUUGAUAAGAGAGAUAGAACGAUUAAAGGUCUCUCGGCUCACUGCACGACAUAGCUCGCGCUCAGCAGGAGUCAUACGUGAACAAGACUUGCAAUUGGCACUACUGCGUGCAAGUCUUGGGACAUCGGCACAGCAUGACCCGACGCUGACCAGGCUGCGAAUGACACUUCCAUCGGGUCCAUUACGUCCCUUACUCCCUUCUUUAUCAAAUCCAAACAUAUCUGCCAUCAAACCGUCACAAGUGAGCUUUGCCGAUGUGCUCCUCGGUACUCCACUGGUACUCAUUUACACAUUGGAAUGGCCACUCGACCUUUUCCUCCAACCUUCAGAUCUACAAAUAUAUGCAGAUCUGUUUGCGUAUCUCUCCUCGUUGAGAAAAGUACACACAAAGGUUCUUGAAUGCUGGGGAUGGCUAUCCAACUCUCAACGAGCUCGUCGAAAAUGGACUGGCCUUGGAGAAGGUGGAACAGAAGCUGAUGAAGAGGGUAGAAGAGUACUAUUACGAUGCGGGUGGGGUGUCGUCCGUGAUAUGCUUUGGUUCUUGGACACACUCCUUGCGUACAUCAUGAUGGACGUGGUGGACGUCGAGUUUCGAGAACUCAAAGAGCGGCUACAUCUUUCUACGAUAUCAGGGAAUGAAGGCCAAGCGAGGACGCGCAGAAACAGUGGCGACACAGGAGCCAAGGCGGGCUCGAAGUCGAACCCACCCUUGGCCAACUCGCAAUCACUGCGCCAGCCCAAGCGCAAAGCAGUAGAAGGAACAGAAACCCCGAAUCCUCCUGAUUUGGACUUUACCACGCUCCGCGAGGUACAUAAUCGCUUUCUCGAGCGUGUCGUGUCGGCCUCCCUCCUCGCAAAUGCGUCAUGUGCGACGACCAUUCGGACAAUCCUGGAAGUCUGUGAGCGCUUCGUCGCCCAAGUAGAGCGUUGGGAUAGCGAUGUGCUCCCCGGCCUACUGGACGAAGGCAGCGUCUCGUUUGCGGGCGGUGACGACAACGUCGGGGGCCUAGUAAGGGAGAGAUGGAGAGUUGUCCACGAUGUCAACGAGGCAUUGGUAUCUCUGUUCGAGACCUUCUACGAGCAACUCACGGCUGCAUCGACGACUCAGGUUCAGGCUAAUAUGACGGCGGAGAUGACGCUGAACAAUAUAUCGUCCAUGAUACAUCCUUCCAUGUUUCUCGCCGCCGACCGCAAGAAGCGCGAGCGUGAGGGAGAUGUUCGUCGGCAUAUAGAACGUCUUCUACUCCGAUUGGACUUUAAUGGCGCACUGUCUAAAUGGAAAGCAGACAUCGAAGCGGCCUUUGAAGGUGGCAUUCUCAAGGGAGCUGGCCUCUAG